This is a messenger RNA of Carcharodon carcharias (great white shark), 4591 nucleotides long. RefSeq names its product partner and localizer of BRCA2 (gene palb2). Gene Ontology annotation, cellular component: nucleoplasm. The transcript has 14 exons. Gene Ontology annotation, biological process: double-strand break repair via homologous recombination. Gene Ontology annotation, molecular function: DNA binding; protein binding. The coding region runs from base 102 to 4088 and encodes 1328 amino acids. NCBI's taxonomy places the organism in Eukaryota, Metazoa, Chordata, Chondrichthyes, Lamniformes, Lamnidae. The record is from RefSeq and is a predicted model, not a curated record.
AUCCGGGCAUUGUUCCCUCUCCGUGUGAGGGGUCGUCGGUUUGCCAUUUACCUGGAGCAAGAGUUCAUAAACCUGCACUCCCUUUGGAACAUUGACUCACAAUGGAGAACAGUGUGAAAAAACCCCUGAGCUGGGAAACCAGGCAGCAGCUCAAAGAAAGAUUGGCUUUGCUGAAGAAAGAAUAUGCAAAGACAGUCUACAAAUUGCAGCGUGCACAGAAAGCUGACCGUGUGCGGAAUCAUGUUAAAAACACCAUCACACACCAGAAUCAGCUGCUAGAAGAGCAAAGCGCAACCCAGCUGACAACUGGUGAGUCCUCGCCAUUUUUGGAUACACGUCAGUCAAGCUCUUCAUAUCAGAGAAGCCAAGUCCCAUUAGAAGAAAGCAACGAGAAAAAAUCAGCGGUGACCUUUAACCUUGAGCUGGAAAUCAUAGACGCCAUUGGUGGCCCAAAUGUGGCUUUGACAAGCACCUGUGAAAAUGUUGAAGAUCCUUCAGCAGAACCCGCAUUUUCCCCCGUUGUGGAAAUAGACCCUGUUGCAAAGACAGAUAGUCGAGUUCCGAGUCGUCUGAAACUGAAGAAAAAGAGGUUAAGUGAAGUACUGAAAAAGGAGGUUUGUGGGGCAGCCAGUGAAUUGAAUGCAUCUCUAGCUGUUUAUGGAGAACCCUGUGUUAAAGGAAUAGAAGAAUUGGAUUCAGCUGUUACUGAAAAGAAUGCAAGGUCUUCUAUCUUUAACAGAAGCAACUAUGUCCCCAAGUCACUUGGUAGAGAUGUAAAGGAGAAUGUACAACACAACGUAUUCUAUGGUUCUUCUCAAGGUGAAGAUGACUCUGUGUCAUUAAAAAAUGAAGCACAAGAGGUAGCAGGUAAUUGCUUGACCUCACCCUUGGGCAGAACUGUGAAUGACACAGUUUGUUGCAGUCCUGGUGACAAAUCUACAGCAGUGUCUGUGUGUGAAAAUGAAGCUUUCAGUUCAAGGGACCCAGAGGCACUGACUAAAGCUACCCGACCACAGCAAGCAAAACCAAACUGUUCUGAAGAUCUCAUUGAAGCCUCUGAGAGCAAUCUAACCAGUGAGGCGGCAGUGUUAGAACUAGGUAGGCUGCAGACAAGUACUGCUGUACAUGAAGCUCCAGAAGACAGUCCACUGAACUCUUGUACCCUUGUUGAGGGCCUUCUCUUCCCUGUUGAGUAUUAUGUGCGGACAACUCGGCGCAUGACCAGCAGUCAGCGACAGGUGGAUCUGGACGCAGUGAUUCACAGCCACUUGGGAAAGUGCAGAAAUAGUGGCAGAGGAAGGUCUAGGAAGUCCACCCAUGACCAAAGCAGUCCUGUAAAAGCCCUCCCCAAGGCAGAGGGAGAGAUCAAUGACACAUUAUUACUUUUUAACAGUCAGGAGGGUGAUUUUGCUGCAUCUAACGCAACUUCUUCACAGCAUGACUCAUUGUACCCCUGGAAUUUUGGUGUUGAUUCUCAGAGCAUUAAAUCAAGCCAAGUGAAAGGGAGAAAAAGAGAUAAAAGAGGAUCUAUAAAACCCAAGCUCACUGAUACUAAGGUGUUUAAAGAUGCAGAGCUGGCAGAGCGGACUUUAAAUAAUCACACAAUUCCUGAUGUUCAACGUAUUGUGACUUCUGAUGUUCAAAGUGAGAGAGAAAGCAAGGAGAAUGAAAGUAACUUUUGUCAGCCAGUGCCCAACACUAAUGAACGGUAUGAAAAUGCUGUAAAUAAGUUGAAUAGUCAUGAUUUUUCAGGCAUUACUAACUUUAAUAUCAAGAGUUUCGACCUGUCUCAGGAUAAACCUAAACACAUUGUGGAACCAUUGCAGAGCUCCAUUGAAAGCCAGACCAAUGAUGUAUUCGUGUGGCCUUUCAAAGAGGACUCAAAUGAUCUGCCAACAACACAACGGGAGUCUGUAUCAACUGUGCUAGAGCAUCACUCGGGAUUAAACAGUGAUACCGACAGUCAGGAAAUGGUCCCAGAGACUCAGCAAGGUCCCUUUCUUGGCAAGAGUUUCAGUGGUACAAGGCAGUUGUUUCCAUUGGGGAUUGACUUGAACAAAGAGGACACUUUGUCCCAAGAGUCUCAGCCCAGAAGGAGGGUGAGGCUCUCAAAAGGUAACUGUUAUCGUAGAACACGUGCUGGCUCCAGGAAACUUACCAGUACACUUGAAGAAGGGACGCUGACAUGCUCAGAACCAUUACUCCCUGUUAAAAAGCCUGUUGUCAAAAGGCUGUUUCACAGCCUGGAGGUCCAGGAUUUUGACCUUCCCGAUGAGGAAUAUGGUCAACUUAAAGAGAAGUUAAGAGCAGGGUCAUUGAGGAAAUCGCUUCUUCCUUCCCAGCACAAUAUGGUUGACUGUACUGUGGAAACUCAGGUGGAAACAGAGAAUUGGGAUACAGGGCAUUCACCGAACAUUAAACAAACUGCAGAAAACCUUGAGGAACACCACCCACAAAAGAGUUUGGACUGCAAGGAAAUGAGCAGGACCCCAGAGGAACCAGCAGCAGAUGACAUGUGUCCUUAUGGUCAGAAAAGGCCAAUAACUACAUCUGGCUGUCAACUAUCCUCCAGUGUUCUGCUGUCAACACCUUCCUGUACCCCAAAGGCACGGAACGUCCACCAGUGUGAACAAGGUGCAGGUAGCCCUGUGUUCCCUUCACUUGGCUUUACUCCUGCAUCUAGUUCUCCGGUCCUUUCCCAAAACAGUCAUGGAAAGCAGAAUUCAUCCCAAAUUGCCACACUGUCACAUGCGUGUGAAGAUGCUCAGAAUAAUGACGGGAACUGUGGGCAAAGGUCACAGAUAUCUACUGAAGGAAUGGUGCCACUAGUAAAUAACGAAGACACUCUUUCUGCAAGGGAACAUCUAGAUAAGGAUGAAUCAGCUCAGGAGCACUUCCAUGGCAAUUGUGAGACAAACUUCUGUCAGUCAGAAGUUUUGAAUGAGGAUUAUGAUGUGAAAUUUGCUGAAGAGGACACUGUAAUUGAAGAGGACCAUGAUGCCUUGACUCUUACUCUGCCUUCCAAACAGUUAGAGCAAAAACUGAAGAGGCAAACCUUGCAGCUAAUCUCUAUGAUACAGAAUCCGUCCACUUCCUGUAUUAUUGAUUUGUGUACAGUAUUCUGGAUAGUGAAAGAGGCCAAAACUUCAUGUAUUGCUUGUGCUUGUGAAACAGCAGUAUUCUUGUGGGCCCCACAGCAGCUAAACCAGUGGACUAAUAUCCAUACAUGGACCUUUAAUAAGGUUUACCUUGCAUAUCCAGAUUCCUUUCCUGAGAUUGGGAGGAAACUUAACUCCACCUUCCUACAGCCAGAUCUUCAGGGUUGUUAUGCAUUAGUAUUGCACUCCACGGAGAGGGGCUGUUUGGAACACACCCUGCUGCAGGCAGGAGACAUAAAUGCAGUGCUUGGGCUGCCUGGAAGGAGGUUGGUCUGCUCUUGUGGCACACUCCAGAGUCAACACAUAGAACUCAGCACCUUAUCCAAAGAAGGAAGGAGUAAGCAAUGCAUGCAGUUGGUCCCACCCAAUGAGAUGGUACUAGCUUUCAGCGAAGUUGAAGGGGAGGCAGAAGCUUUGCUUGGAUCGACUAUAAUGAGCAAUAUUGUCAUCUGGAACUUAAAGACAGGACAUCUCCUGAAGAAGAUCCACUUAAGUGAAAGUUACCCUGGUACUGUCUGCCAGAAGGCCUACUCAGAGUCUGGCAUUUUGUUCCUUCUCCUCAGUCACCGGUAUGUUGGCACCUGUGAUGGAGCUGUCAGAAGAAGAGUUUGUGUUUUAAGAAUGAUUGCUGUUAAUCCAAUGAAUGGUAAAAGUAGACCUGUCAUGUCAUAUAUGCUUCCUCUGGAAUGCAAUGGAAGGUACAUUGUUGGAGGUGUGAAGAACCAAUCCAUUGCAGCAGUUGUAACCCCUGGAAUCCUGGUACUUUGGGAUAUACCAUCUGGCCACAUCUCAACCAUGCUACAGCACAGCCCCAAUGGACACUGGUCGCUUUUCCACUGGGCAGAGGCCAACUCCUGCCUCCUGGUUAGAAAGAACGACAGGACUGUGUAUAUCUACAAAUGUGUGGGAGCUAAAACAGUUGCAGUAUGAUAUCACUGCACCAAGAUUUAUGCAAGAAAAGUAGCUUUGCCAUUUAAUUAUUUAUUUGAAACUUAUUCACAUCAUCAGUUGAGUGAAAAGCAUCAAGUAUGUUAGCAAGACAAAAACACUACACUGUGAAGAUGAUGACUUUUUCUUGUGUACUAUGUAGAGUUUUUCCACAAUGUUGUACGUUGUCUGUUAUUGCUCUCGGGGAAUACCAGAUAUUAAAAUCGGGACUGCCCUAUUUCAGUAAAGUGUUCAGAGGGCACUUAAUCAAAAUAAGUGUAUCAUAUUGAAAAUCUCCUUUCAUACGUUUAGGUGGAGUAUUAAGAUGCCACUCUUUCUUUCCAAAUGUACUGUUUGGAUGAUUUGGGAUUAGCACUGUGAUCUUUCUGUAUAUGUUUAUACAUCAAGGGACAUUCUUGCUCCUUUUCAUAAUGCAAAUACAUUUUCUUCUGUUCACUGCCGAUGGAAACAUGCUGAGAAUAUAAACUGGGAGCAUCUGCAUAUUA